AUGGCCAUAGGCGUGGCUCUCCUCGCCUUCAUCGUCUUCUGUGCAUGGCGGUUGUACACGGCUAUCAAGCUCAAGAACAAGCUUCCUGAGGGCGCGAAGCCUCUCCCCGGACCCAAGGGUCUGCCCCUGAUCGGACGUGUCCAUGAUGUGCCCGCCGAGGCAGCUUGGCUCAAGUUCUACGAGUGGAGCAAGGAGUAUGGCCCCAUCUACCAGCAAGAGAUGUUCGGCUCGGUCCACGUUUGGAUCUCCUCCGAGCAGGUCGCCCACGACCUCCUCGGCCGCCGCAAUGUCAUCUACUCUGACCGGCCCAUGAUUCCCAACCUUCCGGACAACCGAACCAGCGGUGACUACCUUGCCCUCCUCGGCCGCACAGAAACAUGGAAGCGCCAGCGCAAGCUUUGCCACCACCUCAUGAACCAGAGUGACAAGCAGGACCUCCACGAGUACCCGACCCGCGAGCGCGAUCGUUUCUUGUGGCUCCUGUACCAGAAGCCCAGUGAGUACCGCGAGUACAUCGAGCAGUUCACCAGCCGUACUGUCAGCCGUCUGUCCUGGGGCACUGCCCAUCCCGCCCGUAUCCUUCGCAAGACCACCUUUGGCCUGCUCGAGACCAUCUCGCCUGCCGGUGCUCUCCCUAAUGUCAUUUCUUUCCUCAUGCACGUCCCGGCAGUCCUGUCCCCGUGGAAGAAGAAGGAGAAGGAACGCCACGAACUCGAGACGAAACAGUUCACCAGCAACGUCGACUUCGUCAAGGAUCAGGUCGAGAAGGGCACCGCGGCACCCAGCUUCAUCAGCACCUUCAUAAACGAGGGCCUUGGAAACGAAAAGGGCAAAUGGGGUGACCUCAAGGAGGCCCAGAACGUCGUGGGCCUCAUGGCUAUCGCCGGCGCUUUGACCAUCGGCAGCCCUAUCCAGAGUUUCCUCCUCGCCAUGCUGCACUACCCCGAGUGGCAAUCUAAGCUGCAAAAGGAGAUUGACGAGGUCUGCGGAGGCAGCUGCCCGCAGUGGGCGGAUCGUGAGAAGCUUCCCAUGUUGAGAGCUGUCGUCAAGGAGGUCAUCCGUUGGAGACCCCCUGUCCCUACUGGCAUCCCCCACGCUGUCGAAAAGGACGACGUCUACAACGGCUACUUCAUCCCUGCUGGCGCCACCAUCCACGCUCUUGAGUGGGGCAUCACCCGUGAUGAGUCUAUCUACCCUGAUCCUGAGUCUUUCAACCCCGACCGCUGGCUGCAACCCGAGUACCCGACCUACAAGGAGCCGCUCACGCGCUUCCCUACUCUCGACGGCUUCAGCCAGUUCGGUUUCGGUCGCAGAACAUGCCAGGGCAUUCCCAUCGUCGACCAGGACCUCUUCUUGACCAUGGGCGGCAUGGCCUGGGCCUUCAACAUCCAGCGCAAGCGCAACGCCGACGGCACCGAGGUGCCCGUCCACUGGAACGACUACACCCCUCUGCUGAUCGCCAAGCCGGCGGCCUUCGAGUUCGACGUCAUCGUCCGCACGCCCGAGAAGGCCGACCUGUUGCGGUCCAUGUUCGAAGCCGCCAAGGAGGAGGAGGAGCACGAGGAGAUGAUGAUGAAGAUGGGCAUGCCCGACGUCGACAUGCGCGACACCAAGAAGAGCAACGCGCCCAUGUCGACCAAACCGCCGUCCCUGACGAUGAACCUCCGCCAGCGAAAGGAGGAGGGCAGCCGCGAGAAGCAGUACCGUGAGCACGAGCGCGACAUCCCCGGGUGCCCUGGCCGGUGGGCGACGGAGAGCGACAUCGACUCGAGCAACGAGAAGGGCUACGUCGACGAGGACAGCUGCUCUGGACGCUCAUCGCCGACGAUGCUGCCGUAA
Colletotrichum spaethianum is the source of this 1839-nucleotide messenger RNA. Its product is annotated as cytochrome P450 monooxygenase psoD. Gene Ontology annotation, molecular function: oxidoreductase activity, acting on paired donors, with incorporation or reduction of molecular oxygen; monooxygenase activity; heme binding. The transcript has 5 exons. Lineage: Eukaryota; Fungi; Ascomycota; Sordariomycetes; Glomerellales; Glomerellaceae. The coding region runs from base 1 to 1839 and encodes 612 amino acids. The record is from RefSeq and is a predicted model, not a curated record.